AUGCAGACUUCUGUUUCCGUGGUGCCCGCAGCCCUUCGGCGCGGCGACACUAUCGCCUUUGUCGCCCCCUCUGCGCGUAUUAAUCAUAUUUUCCCUCUACGCAUUGCCCGAGCGCGCGCCUUUCUGGAAGCACAAGGCUUCCGCGUCCGUGAAAUCUACUCACCUGAGCUUCCUACAACCUCGUUCCGUGCUGCUCUCAAGACAAGAGUGGAUGAACUGCAUGAAGCUUUUCGUGACGAUGAAGUGCGCUGUAUUAUAUGCUGUAUUGGCGGGCUGACUGCCAAUGAGAUCCUGCCCCAUCUUGACUAUGAGUUGAUUCGCGAGCAUCCCAAGAUUUUCAUAGGCAGUUCGGAUAUUACAUUGCUGCAUCAUGCCUUGCUUACUGGUGCUGGAUUACGGACUUUCUAUGGAGCAAGUGCAAUUGUGCAGUUGGGUGAAUAUCCUGCCCCGCUGGACUUUACUUGGGAACACUUCCUUCGUGUGUUAGUUUCAGAGGGGGAAGGGAACGGCGCACUCACACAAGAAGUUGGGUUUAUGCCUCGGGCGACUCAUUAUACUGAUGAAUUUCUUGACUGGUCCGGCGAGCCUGGCAAUCUCCGCGCUCGUGAGACUACACCAGCUCCGGGGUGGAAAUGGCUUCGUCCUGGUCGAGCACAGGGCCGUAUCUUUGGCGGCUGUUUACCUAGCGCCUUGCAGUUGUUCGGCACCCCAUGGCAAGUGUCAUACAAGGGCCGGAUUUUACUCCUCGAGCUCCCAGAAGGCCUGAAACCCGACAGCCCGUGGCCAUUAGAGCUGGUUCGCUGGAACCUGGCGGAUCUAGGAACCCGGGGUGUGUGGGACGACAUCACGGGAUUAAUCCUGGGUAGACCGUACAGACACACAGAGGAGCAGGCGGCUGAGUGGGAGAAGACGGUACUUGAGAUCACGGAGGGUUAUGAAUUCCCUAUUCUUGCUGGUGUGGACGUGGGGCAUACCGAUCCGAUGUUGACGGUGCCGCUGGACGCGUUGUGUCGGCUGGAUAGUGAGAAGGAUGAGUGGUUUAUUUUGGAGAGAGGAGUUGAAAACAAGUAG
Penicillium lagena is the source of this 1071-nucleotide messenger RNA. RefSeq names its product S66 family peptidase. The record is from RefSeq and is a predicted model, not a curated record. The transcript has a single exon. NCBI's taxonomy places the organism in Eukaryota, Fungi, Ascomycota, Eurotiomycetes, Eurotiales, Aspergillaceae. Bases 1 to 1071 code for a protein of 356 amino acids.